Molecule: messenger RNA, 1312 nt
Organism: Drosophila suzukii
Lineage: Eukaryota; Metazoa; Arthropoda; Insecta; Diptera; Drosophilidae
Product: DDB1- and CUL4-associated factor 8-like protein 2
Cellular component (GO): Cul4-RING E3 ubiquitin ligase complex; cytoplasm
Molecular function (GO): protein binding
Source: RefSeq, a predicted model, not a curated record
UGUUGCUUUUUCUUAUUUUAUUAUUUUGGGAGUCAAGUCGAAGUCAAAAACGAAAAUAGUGAUUAUGGAAGAAAUUAAUGGUGAAAUAAGCCUGGAAGACCAGCCCGGGACCUCGAGUGGUAAUGUGGUACUCUCGGCUGAGAUAAAGAAGAAAGAGUACUCAUGGGACAUAAACCGAGAGAUGUACCACAGGGAGCUGAACCUAACCAACAGGAUCGGGUGGCGUGGAGCCCACACUUCGGCAGAGGGCUUUAACCAGGCAUUUUAUGGAUCGCGCCAGGCCGUGGAGCAGUUGACGGAGCAGUUCCGCCACGAUAAGAGGGGCACAUCCCUGAACUUCAACCGGGUGGGCGAUUUGCUGUGCUCCGGCUGCCAUCAAGGAGAAAUAGUCGUCUGGGACUGGGCCAACCAGAAGCGCCUGCACCGCCACAUUCCCGGCCCCUAUGGGACUAUUAAGGGGAUCAAGUUCCUGGACAGCAGCGCCGGCCUGGACAUCGUGUGCGCCAGCGAAGGAAGCCAGGUGCACAGGUCCCUCAUCCCGCCCUCGGGGGGAGCCGUCAAGUCGGAGCUCUUGUACACCCACGACAGCGUGGAAGAGCUCAUCGUGGUGCCGCGCAGUCGCUUCGAGGUGAUGACCUGCGGCUCGCACCUGAAGCACUUCGAUAUUCGCACCCAUGUGUCCACCACUCUGCUGCGCUACGGCGAUGAAACGGAGCAGCGCCACAUGCCGAUAUUCAGCAUCGCCCAUCACCCGUACGCCCCCGAAAUCUGCAUCGCCGGAUCGGACGACGUACUGCGAGUCUACGACAAGCGGAAUACAUCGACCUUCCUGGCGCAGAAGAGCCCCUUCCGUGCAGAGGAUACCCCAUUUACUUGGAUGUGCUCCGUCGCGUAUAAUCAUAGCGGUAGUGAGAUCCUGGUCGGUUACAGCCAUGCCGAUAUCUAUUUGUUCAACAGCCGCGACUGGAAUGCCGAUUAUUUACACAGAUACGAGGGGCGCUGGAACCAAUCCGCUGGUUUUUCGCAGUUUUUCGGUCCCAAAUCCGAGUUUGUAAUGACCACUAACUUCGGCCUGUAUAUUAUUAUCUGGGAUCGAAACACUGAGGCCAUGAUCAAGCAAACAAGUUCCAAGCCGAUUAGUUGGAUCCAUGCCUUGGAACCACAUCCAUGGUUGCCGGUGUUGGCCAGCGCGGAGGAGGAGCAUGCCAUAAAGAUAUGGGCUCCACAGGGGGGCACCGAAAAUGGGUUAGCUUCAAUGCCCAAGCCAUCAUAAAUAUAAGUUAGUUAUAUAUUUAUACAAUAAAAUCCAGAU